AUGACCAUAUCAAGCACGCCCAACCAGCCUCCAAAACAGACUGUCAUUCUGGAAGGAGAUGAUCUGCGUCUCCAGAUUGACGACAAUGUCCCCCUUCCCGUCCUUCGACCGAACGAGGUGCUCGUCCGCACAAUGGCGGUUGCCAUAAAUCCCUGCGAUUACAAGAUGCACGAAAGAUUCCCCUCCCCGGGUGCCAUUGACGGAUGUGACUUUUCCGGUAUCAUUUUAGCCAUUGGAUCCACCGUACCCAGCUUGGGGGUGUCUUUCGAAAUAGGCGAUCGAGUAUUCGGUGCGGUGCAUGGCUCAAACCCCAUCCGACCUGAAUCAGGCUCGUUUGCCGAGUACAUAGCCUCAGAGGCACAAUUUACCCUGAAGAUUCCAGACUCGAUGUCCUUUGAGGAAGCCGCGGCACUGGGGGGAACAGGACUGGCGACGCUGGGCAUGGCGCUCUUUCGUACGCUAGAAUUACCAGGAACGCCCGAGGAACCAGCCCAGAAGCCGCAAACCGUACUGGUUCACGGAGGAAGCUCCUCGGUUGGGACGAUGGCGAUGCAAUUACUGCGCUUGGUUGGUCACGUUCCCAUCACGACAUGUUCCCCACGAAACUGGGCCCUCGCCAAAGAUUACGGAGCAGAGGAAGUGUUCGACUACCACGAGCCUGAAUGCGCGCAGAAGAUCAAAGCCCACACCCGCAACACUCUUCGCUACGUGCUUGAUCCGUUCACCGACGCUAGAAGUAUUGCACUCUGUUGCGGGGCCAUGGGCCGCGCUGGCGGACGAUAUGCCUGCCUGGAGAUGCAUCCGGAGUAUCUGUUGGAGAGGCGCACAGUCAAGGUUGGUUUUGUGAUGGGUCCGGCACUACUUGGGCAUCGGUUGGAAUUGGACUACGGGUAUGAGCGAGAAGCAGAUCUUGAUAUGCGUCAGUUUGGAGUCCGCUGGUAUCGGAGCAUCCAAUGGCUGUUGGACCACGGUCGAUUGCGGCCACAUCCUCUGAGGGUGCUUCCGGGGAGGUUUGAUGCCAUCCUUCAGGGGAUUGAGAUGCUGAAGAGCAAGAGCGUGUCAGGCGAGAAGUUAGUCGUUGUCAUUGGCAAGUAG
Molecule: messenger RNA, 1095 nt
Organism: Aspergillus viridinutans
Lineage: Eukaryota; Fungi; Ascomycota; Eurotiomycetes; Eurotiales; Aspergillaceae
Product: zinc-binding alcohol dehydrogenase family protein
Exons: 2
Coding region: 1-1095 (364 amino acids)
Molecular function (GO): oxidoreductase activity, acting on NAD(P)H
Source: RefSeq, a predicted model, not a curated record